Molecule: messenger RNA, 1415 nt
Organism: Orussus abietinus
Lineage: Eukaryota; Metazoa; Arthropoda; Insecta; Hymenoptera; Orussidae
Gene: Kaz
Product: macrophage erythroblast attacher
Exons: 5
Coding region: 92-1267 (391 amino acids)
Biological process (GO): proteasome-mediated ubiquitin-dependent protein catabolic process
Cellular component (GO): nucleus; GID complex; cytoplasm
Molecular function (GO): ubiquitin protein ligase activity; protein binding
Source: RefSeq, a predicted model, not a curated record
UAGUGUCAUACUGUGACGGAUGGGUCACAGUGGAUUGUGUUGACGGCUGUAAUCGAAAAUUCUUCGCGUUGAGUAUCCCAAAGUGUAAGACAUGUCAGACGUCAAGAGUUUAGAACAUCCAACUUUAAAGGUGCCGUACGAACUUCUUAACAAAAAAUUCCGUUUGGCUCAGAAAACGUUGGAUCGUGAAGUAUCGCACGUUCAGGCUGCAGCGAACGAAUUGGAGAAAGGAAUAAGCGAUGACGGUGCCAGUGUAUCGACUGGAGAAAUAACUCGCCUUUUGGGUGGCAUGGUAGCUAGACUUCAAGUUUUAAAGCGCAAGGCACAGGAGUCGAUCGCGGAAGAGCUACAGGCUGGCAUGGUCUGCAAAAGGAGAUUGGAUCACCUGAAGGAACACGCUAACACUGCUCCCAGUGCCGUGAACCAAUGGCGAAGACAAAGACUCGAUAGAAUGCUCGUGGAAUAUUUCCUCCGUAAAGGAUAUUACAAAACUGCUACGAAAUUGGCAGACAGCAGUGAACUCAGAGAUUUAACUAACAUUGAUGUCUUCAUGGUGUCAAGAGAUGUAGAGAGGUCACUGGCUAAUCAUGAAACUGCUCGAUGUCUCGGCUGGUGUCACGAUAACCGCUCCAAAUUACGUAAAAUGGGAAGCACUAUGGAAUUCAACCUGCGAGUUCAAGAGUUCAUAGAAUUAGUACGUGCCGAUCGCAGAUUAGAUGCUGUCAAGCAUGCCAGAAAGUGCUUUGCAAAUUAUGACGACUACCAGCUUCGAGAGAUUCAGUGUUGUAUGGGUCAGUUGGCUUUCCCUGCAACUACAUUCUUCAGUCCUUACAGAGAUCUUCUAGAUGAGAAACGGUGGGAUAGAUUGAUCGAGCAGUUCCGCCAUGAAAACUACAGGCUAUUCCAGUUGGCCAGUCAAAGUGUAUUUACGGUAGCCCUUCAAGCUGGCCUGUCAGCCUUAAAAACCCCACAAUGUUACAGCGCAAAUAAGGAAGGAAGGAAUCCCAGUUGUCCAGUCUGUAACGAGGCUCUUAAUGAAUUGGCUAGUCCAUUGCCAUUUGCACACUGUUCGCAGUCGAGAUUAGUCUGCAGCAUCAGUGGAAAACCUUUGAACGAAUACAAUCAACCCAUGAUGAUGCCGAAUGGAUAUGUUUACGGAGAGCAUGCGUUAGAGAAAAUGGCCGAGGAAAACAAUGGCACCGUUGUCUGUCCGAAAACCAAAGAAGUAUUCCCGUACAAAAAGAUCGAAAAGGUUUAUGUAAUGUAAGCUGACUACAUUCGUAAGAAAUUGUGUACAAUAUGUUAAUUUCGAUAUCUCUCUCUUUCUUAUAUUCCUCAAAAUCUGCGACGUAGCAUUCGCAUUCGUGACUGUGUAUCCAAUCUAAUGGUAAAAAUAAACUCUAUUUUUCAGGAUA